AAAUUUCAAUUCAUACAUUUUUUAUAAACGUGAAUUUAUUCAUAGAUAUAUUUUCAUUUAUCAUACCCGUCAAAAGUCAAUAUGGUUUUGGUAAUGUCGUAUUUGUUCGUGGUUCUAACCAUUCUUUCCAUGGAGUUAACGAUCUCUCAAGCCACAUCUCGUGUCACUUUUAAUGAGUCCUCUAUUGCUGAUUACCACCAACAAUGGAUGAUACAAUUCUCUCGAGUUUAUAGCAAUGAAUCGGAGAAACAGAUGAGGCUUGAAGUGUUCAAGAAAAACUUGCAGUUCAUAGAAAACUUCAAUAAUAAGGCGAAUCAAAGCUACAAACUUGGUAUCAACGAAUUCACAGAUUUGACCGAAGAGGAGUUCCUUGUCACCCACACCAGUCUCAUUGGCAUAAACGAAACCUCAACAUCUGAAGUGUUUGAUGAAACGAUGCCAUCUUGGAAUUGGAACGUCAGUAAUGUUGUCGGCCAGAGCAAAGACUGGAGAAAACAAGGGGCUGUGACACCUGUCAAAAUGCAAGGAGGAUGUGAACACGCAUACCCUUACAGAGCUAAAGAGGGGGGUUGCAGGUCAAAAGCCAAACCCGUCAUGAUGCAGAUUAGAGGGUUUCAAGCCGUUCCAAGCAACAACGAGCGUGCGUUGCUCGAAGCUGUAUCAAGACAGCCUGUAUCGGUGAGCAUUGCAGCGAGGGCGGCGAGUUUCUUCCAUUACGCAGGGGGAGUGUACAAUGCGCCUGACUGUGGGAUCAACGUGAAUCAUGCAGUGACGUUCGUUGGGUACGGGACGAGCCCCGAAGGGAUCAAGUAUUGGUUGGCUAAGAACUCAUGGGGUAAGACUUGGGGAGAGAAUGGUUACAUUAGACUCCGUAGAGAUGUGGAGUGGCCUCAAGGCAUGUGUGGUAUAGCUCAGUUUCCUUGUUAUCCGAUUGUGUGA
This is a messenger RNA of Thlaspi arvense, 939 nucleotides long. Lineage: Eukaryota; Viridiplantae; Streptophyta; Magnoliopsida; Brassicales; Brassicaceae. The record is from the annotation of a GenBank genome assembly.